Bolinopsis microptera is the source of this 2392-nucleotide messenger RNA. RefSeq lists its product as uncharacterized. The record is from RefSeq and is a predicted model, not a curated record. The coding region runs from base 169 to 1575 and encodes 468 amino acids. NCBI's taxonomy places the organism in Eukaryota, Metazoa, Ctenophora, Tentaculata, Lobata, Bolinopsidae. The transcript is spliced from 5 exons.
AGAUAUCCAUAUAAUAUCCCAGUACAGGAUGGAAAUUAGACUAGAAAACUAAAAAGUUAGUUACAAGAAGUAGCGCUUGAGGUAACAACUGGUAAAAAAGUAAAAACUGGUAUUGGUAACACCUAGUAACACCUAGUAACACCUGGUAACACCUAGUAACAACACAUCAUGUCUCCCCUAAUGCUAGUGCUACUCAGUGUUGGAUUCACACUAGUUCACAUCGCCACAGCACCAAAACGAGAUGUUACUUCCGUAAUUGAUGGUUCUGAGACGCUCAGUCCGGAGCAAAUAACUUACAUCACAGUUUUCUUUACACAAGCAAUUGUUGCUCCACUAGCCACACUCAUGAUAAAGAAAUGUUCCAAGAAUAAAGUUCUGGUAUUUGGAGUGGUGCUAUGUGGAUCAUGGUUUAUUACAGUGUCACUACAUCUCCCCCCUGCUGUUCAUUUUGGACUGGCAAUCUGCCUGGGAGUAGCUAACGCUAUCAUCAACACAGCCCUUCUCCACAUCAUAGCAGGAAAAGAUCCCUUCCUCCCCGGGACCACUAGUUUUAGUGGGUGGUCCGCUACGCUGGGGUUCAGUUACGCGGUGGCUGGGAUUCAGAUGUUCUUCAUAUCACCCAGCAGCGAUACUGUCGUUCCCGACAGUGGACUCAUCAACAUAACAGACCAGAUCACCCCAAGUAACACCACCUCCAUCACCUCCACAGACCUGUUACAAAACACCAAGGAGAUACUGACAGCUAUAGCUAUCUACAUCAUAGGAGGGGGCUGUAUUCUAGCAUCCUCCCUGGCUAAAAGGUGUUCGUCUAACAAGUACCACACAAUACAAAUAGAGGCCCCGACAGAACCAAGACAGCUAGUAAAGCUGAGUCGUAAAGCGUGCGCAGCGGUGGGAGCCAUGGUGAUGUUCUACGGUUUCAUGGGUAGCAUCCUGUUGGAGCUGUUUGCUGUGUGUUCCGCUAGUAUCGGCUUUAAAGCACAAAGUGUCACGUGCUUUGGUAUAGCGUUCCUUGUGAUGAGUCUGUACGUUACCUACAAGGGCAAAUCAGAGCUGACCACCUCUGCUGUUCUCUCCACCUUGCUAGUAGUGGGCUUCAUCCUGACUGGUGUUCUGUUCCCUGCUGAUUGUAUAGCUGGUGAUGAGUUCUACAUGAUAGGGAGUGCAGCGUUUCUCAUCCCAAUGGCGGGCAUGUUCCUGGGAGGAGGGUCAGGACUGCUAACCUGUGAGGUCCUGUCUCUAGUCUCCAUGGGGUGGUCCACUGACUUCAAGUAUGCUGCUCUGGUAGCUUCUCAGGGGUUCUGGGCGGCAGUCUCUACUUUUAUACCCAGUCUAGUGCACCCCCGCAACUUCCUCAUCAUCAUGACUAUACUUGCGGUUAUCUACUACUUCCUUGCGUUCUAUGUGCAUGAGGUGCUGAGGAACUACCACAAGCUGAGGGCCAGGGAGAGGAUGCUGAGAGAGUAUGGGUCUGUUGACGAGAUUACAAAGAAUAACCCACACGGGACAUACAAGGAGACUACAAGGGGGGAGGCUCUGAAAACUAUAUACGAGCAACCAUCUAACUCUGUUUAGGAGAAUAAUACGUCUGGUAAAAAGCGUGCGUAAAACAUGUUCUUUUUUAUGGAUCAGACAGACUUAGAAACUGAAUGAAAAACUUUUAAGUGGCUGCUACGCCUCAUGAAGGCCAAGAACUUGGUAGAAAUAUCCAAACCAAGAGCUUAACCUUCCUCUGAAGUGCAUUCCAUGACCCAGUCCUAACUCUGUAGCUCGAGUUACAGAAGUUCAUAUCAGUGAUAUACGGAGCACUGUUCUCAAUCCUGCUGCUUGGAGGAAAACGUAGUCUCCUAAAUCAGUUCAGCUUCUAUAGAAUGAGGACUCCAAGAGAGAGAGGGGGUAUAAUAUUUUGAAGAUAGUAGCUAGAUAUGUGGGUUACUGAUAUGAGACAGUACAGUACCCUAUAGUACUCCAUAGUACUCCAUAGUACCAGUAUAGUUCCCAUGAUAAGUAACGAGGAAAACGUUUUGGUGAGAUUUUCCGCUGGUUCAUUGAACUUUGACUUUACCUUGGUGAAACAGUUACGGAUCGGUGAUAUUCGACAUUUUAUUAACGAAACUUUCGGACGAUUUUACAUUUGAUAACAGCUAUUGACUAUAACAGCUAUUGACUGUGAAUGUGAAAUCUUGAUAAGGAAUAAAAUGUAAUGAGUACAUAGUAUAUUUAGAGUUACUUGAUUCAUAAAAACUGUAAUUCUAAAUUUUAACAAAGCUUGUUUAGUCUAUUCUUCUAUUCUGUUUCUAAACAUCAGGCCACAGUCAAAUAUUAUAUAGUCACAAGAUUGUCUGUUAUGUAUUAUUAUCAGAUACGUGAGGGGCACUCUCACAUUUAGUUU